Molecule: messenger RNA, 2046 nt
Organism: Nelumbo nucifera (sacred lotus)
Lineage: Eukaryota; Viridiplantae; Streptophyta; Magnoliopsida; Proteales; Nelumbonaceae
Source: RefSeq, a predicted model, not a curated record
AUGUCGAGUGAAGCAUCUGGGCGGGAAGGCUUCAUUCGUUUCCACGAUCGAUGGUCAAAGGCGGCCGAAGCCAUCAAUGGGAGCGAAAACCAUUCCGCUAUGGUGAAAGAACAGAUUAAGAGAAUUGACAAUGAUCUCAAAGAUAUACAGAGAUCACUCGAGUUAGUUAACAAAUGGGGAAAUUCUGUGGACGAAGUGUUCAAAUCUCUCAACAACACAAUAGGCAACUUCAUCGACCGUCUUCAAGAAGAAACGCUGCUCAUUUCCGCCGGCAGUAUCGCCGAGUCCCAGAACAAUCCCGUCACCAAACAAAUCAAAAGCAUCGCUCGGGAGGUUGGAAAAAUCAAGUUUGGUGGGCAGCCCUUACAGAGGCUGCCCACUCUAUCUCGUCCUGAAAUCGACGAGAAAACAGAUCGAACCAACAAGUGGCAAAGGCUCGAGAAAGAGGAGAUAAUGAAACAUCCAGCUGUUUCUGAUGCUCGGGCCAUAUAUGAACUUCUUGACCCGCAAUUGAAACUCUGUUUUCUUUGCUUGUCCAUAUUCCCCGAGAAUGAGAUCAUAGGGAAGAGAUCUUUGGUCUAUUGGUGGAUAGGAGAAGACUUCGUGGUGACUUCAGGUGGGCAAGAGGUUGAGGAGAUUGGCGAGGAAUAUUUCAUGAAGCUAUGCGAGAGCGGUCUGCUCGAACCCAUCUACGAUGGCCACAGUAGAUUUCCUCACAGCUGCAAGCUGCAUCCAUGGAUUCGGUGGAUGGCAAUUGACAUUGCCAAGGAAACCAUGUUCUUCGACUUCGACUCUGAUGGAAAACCGAGCUCGGGCUCUCCUUGCCAAUGCCCCCGACGCGCCUGUGUAGCGACGACCAAGGAGAGACGACCGGAGAAGGUUGAUCUCGGUCAGGAGGGAAGCGAACUCCGGUCACUGUUCAACAUAGACGUGCAUUUCCUGGAAUGUAAAGAAGAAGAUUUCAAGAAGCUGACCAACUUAACGACACUGCAACUGGGGCGGUGGAAAGACAAGCCCAAAUAUCAUAUUGAAGUGAUGAACACCAGCUUCUUGGAUCACUUGGGUCUUCUCAAAAACCUGAGAUUUCUCGGGCUACAAGGGAUUUCAAGAAUCACAAAGCUGCCGGACUCAAUCCAAGAGUUGACGGAAUUGAUGGUCUUGGAUCUCAGAGCAUGUCAUAAUCUGGAGGAACUGCCGGCGGGGAUCGCCUCCCUAAAGAAGCUGACCCACUUAGAUGUGUCGUACUGCUACCUACUGGAAUACAUGCCCAAAGGUCUCGGAUCCCUUUCAGAUCUUCAGUUCCUGGGUGGAUUUGUAGUGAGCAGUUUAAGAGGGAAAGAAGCCUGCAAACUCAGCGAUCUGUCGAGACUAGUGAAACUUCGGAAGCUUAGCCUAAGCUUGGCCGCAGAUACGACUUCAGAAGAACUGAAAGCUCUAGGAAAUAUUAAAGCCCUCAAAUCUCUCACAAUAACCUGGGGAGCAGCUUCCUCCCCGGCGGAAAAGAAUGGCAGACAAUACCAGAACCAGAAGUUUUCCAGGUCCACCAGAAUUCUGAAAAAAUUAGCAACACAACUAACAAGGAAGUCUACGACAUCCAAACAAUCUACAGCGAUAUCAUCAUUUGAGAUAUCCCUUCCUCCCAGUCUUACAAAGCUGGAUCUCCGAUGCUAUCCAAACAUUCAUGCACCAAAACUGCGUAGGGUCGAGGACGGAACGGCUUCGGAGGAUUGCUUGAAGAAACUCUACUUCAGGGGUGGGAGCUUGAGCAGCCUACACGGAAUAGAAGGUAAGGCGGUGUCCAAAGUGGAGGUAAUCCGUCUAAGAUUUCUACAGAAUUUCAGUAUGAUGAAGCCUGACCUGAAGAGAGAUUCCCUUCCACACCUGAAAUAUGUUGAGAUUUUCAACUGUCCUCACAUAGACGAAUCGUUUGCAGAAAAUGGAACCGGAGAUGGGAUUGGACUGGACCAAGCCAGCACAAGCAAUACUAAUGCAAAUUCUCAUUCUCCGAUUUUUUAUAAAAUCGUACCAUGUCCUAGAAAACAGUGA